This is a messenger RNA of Archocentrus centrarchus (flier cichlid), 2510 nucleotides long. RefSeq names its product alpha-2-macroglobulin receptor-associated protein-like. The transcript is spliced from 8 exons. The coding region runs from base 238 to 1281 and encodes 347 amino acids. Lineage: Eukaryota; Metazoa; Chordata; Actinopteri; Cichliformes; Cichlidae. Gene Ontology annotation, biological process: negative regulation of very-low-density lipoprotein particle clearance; negative regulation of receptor internalization. Gene Ontology annotation, cellular component: endoplasmic reticulum; endomembrane system; cis-Golgi network. Gene Ontology annotation, molecular function: heparin binding; low-density lipoprotein particle receptor binding; lipase binding. The record is from RefSeq and is a predicted model, not a curated record.
AUUUCCACUGUAGUUCAACAAAAGUCAUUUCCGCUUCAGCAGACGCAGAAAGGCUGCGUCAGGAAAAUACAUAUCCCAGAGUGCAACUCGAGGAAAUGCCCGCCUCUUUUUUUGAGCACAUGACUUGCGGUACUCCUGUGAGCUACAACAACACAUCGUUUGUGGUGUUCUCUGGUUCCGUUAAGCAUCUUUUUCGGCGUUUUCUUCUGUAGUUAGUGACGCACAGUUAUCUUGAAAAUGAGGCUGCAGUGUUUGUUCGCAGCUCUGUGUCUCGGCGUGGGUGUAAUGGCUGGGAAAUACUCUCGGGAGCUGAAUGAGCUUAAGCCGAACGACAGUGAUGGGCAGACAGUGGAGUUCAGGAUAGCUAAGCUAAACCAGGUUUGGGAGAAAGCUAAAAGGAUGCAGCUGUCUCCAGUGCGACAGGCUGAGCUGCACAGUGACCUGAAGAUCCAGGAGAAAGAUGAGCUGCAGUGGAAAAAAAUGAAGGUGGACGGGCUCGAUGAAAAUGGGGAGAAAGAGGCCCAACUCCGACGUAACUUCAAUGUGAUCCUCGCCAAGUAUGGGAUGGAUGGGAAAAGGGACACGCGGCCGCUGGAGACCAACUCGCUGAAAGAUCACGACAUCAAGGAGGAAGACACAUUUGAUGAUCCCAGACUGGACAAACUCUGGAACAAGGCUAAGAGCUCAGGGAAGUUCUCUGAUGAGGAGCUGCUGAGCCUAAAGAGGGAGUUCCAGCACCACAAGGAAAAGGUCCACGAGUACAACAUCCUCAUGGAUACUGUCGGCAGGACUGAGGAAAUACACAAGAAUGUGAUCUCUCCCCUGGAGGGUGAUACCAAAGAGCACGUGCUGCACCAGAAGCACACAGAGCUGAAGCAGAAAAUGAGAGACCUCAACCAGGGCUUUGAGCGCCUCCGUAAGCUCAGCCACGAGGGCUUCACUGAAGAUAGCGAGUUUCGGGAGCCGCGUGUGAUUGAACUGUGGGAGGCUGCCAAGAGAGCCAACCUCAGCAAAGAUGAGCUGGAGUCUCUCAUGGAGGAACUGCGUCACUUUGAGACGAAAGUAGAGAAGCACAGUCAUUACAAGGAGCAGCUGGAGCUGUCCCAUCAGAAGCUGCAACACGUGGAGGCUCUGGGAGACAAAGAGCACAUCAAGAGGAACAAGGAAAAGUACAACACACUUUCUGAGAAGACGAGGGAGAUGGGCUACAAGAUGAAGAAACACAUGCAGGAAUUGUCCAACAAGAUUUCUCGUCAGGGACUCCAACACAACGAGCUCUGAGAGGUCUGGAUCGCAAUCAUCACACCAGUGAGAGAUGAAAGAACUGUAAUGGUUUUCUCUACAGUCACACAGUGUUGACGCACCAUAACCUUUCAACUACUGUUUAAAAAAAAUCACCAGUGUUUUCCAUGGAUGUUUUUCUACUUUUCUAGUGAGUGAAAUGCUGAAUGAAUGAAUUCUUGGCUAUUUGUAUGUAAUAUGCAGAAGAAGUAUGCAGUUAUGAUAAAUAACUGAUCAGAUUACCAGUCAAGGUACAGUACAGAUAAAUUAAAUAUAUAUAACUAAUGGCAGGUAAGUUGAAGGAAUAUGUCUGGUAUGCAAAAAAAUGGCUUUACUUUAGCCAAAUGCUACUGUAGGACAUUAUACUUUGGCCUAUUGAUAUAUUUUAAUGGUACUUUGAUUAAUAUAAAAUGAAGAUCAGGAGCAGAAGCACUGAAAACUAGGAAGCUGAAAAUGAAAUGGUAAUCUUUAAUAGUCAGUAAGAUACAGGUGCCAAAACAGACGUACAGUAAAUGUUUUAAAAAUAUAGUUUUACAACAGUGAGAUGCUUUGGCAUAAAUAAAAACACGUAAUACACUGUACACAAAAGCAGUUUCUGUAGUGACAUAAUUUGUAAAACGUUACAUUUUUGUGAGUCGUUCCUCGUGUUUUUUCUUUCUCCUCAGAGACACUAGUGGGGAACCAAAAUGAUAAAAAUAAAUUUGCAUCCAUUAUUGCACAUUUUGUCCUGAUAAUAUCAAGAGGGAGGUGAGAAAUUGAAACAAACGCUAUGCUUUUCCAUUCAUCGGUCCCUGGCCUCUCAGACCAGAAGCAGAGGCAAUGAUUACUGUGAUGAAUAAUGUUUCUGGCUGGCUGAUUACUUAGUCAUGUCCUGCUUGGACCACAUGGGCCUGGAUUAAUGCAAUUUGCACCCUGGGUAUAACUGUAAGCUGCUUAUUUUUUAUCGAAUCCUUUUCCGCUUUGAGGUGGAAUGAUCACCUGGCAAGUUGGGGCUCUUAGCAUUCAGUUGUAAGGUGUGAGAUGAGGUGGGCUUUAUCGCACUGUGAAAUCUUAUUUUGAUCAGUGACCUCUUGAAAAAGAGAGGUAGCAAUAAUAUUGUUUGGGUAUGACCACAAAUCCUGAAGAAAUUAAAUCCAGCAAGAACUGAAAAGACAGUGCAGCUUAAAAAGCAAAGUGUCAUUUGUCUUUCAUCUGUAAUAUCCACUCAUAAAUAAAGCCAUUCGUAACAA